Messenger RNA from Papilio polytes (common Mormon), 1240 nucleotides. RefSeq names its product GDP-fucose protein O-fucosyltransferase 1 (gene pofut1). Lineage: Eukaryota; Metazoa; Arthropoda; Insecta; Lepidoptera; Papilionidae. Gene Ontology annotation, molecular function: peptide-O-fucosyltransferase activity. The transcript has 4 exons. Gene Ontology annotation, biological process: Notch signaling pathway; protein O-linked glycosylation via fucose. Bases 110 to 1234 code for a protein of 374 amino acids. The record is from RefSeq and is a predicted model, not a curated record.
CGCUCCUUGUCAUUGUCAAAUAGAAUAGUAACAUACGACCCGAAAACAUCGUUAUAAAUAAAUAGGUCUAUUAUUUGCGGAUUUUAACUCCUAAAUACGUGCUAUAAAAAUGUUGCUGCUUUUUUUAACAUUCAAUUUUGUUAAUAGUUUAAGUUAUGACAAUCAUGGAUAUGUAGUAUAUUGUCCAUGCAUGGGUAGAUUUGGUAAUCAAGCAGAUCAUUUCUUAGGAGCUUUAGCAUUCAGUAAAGGAGUAAACCGUACACUUGUCCUGCCACCAUGGGUUGAAUACCGGUAUGGAGAAAUAAAGUCACUACAAGUACCCUUUACUACUUAUUUUAAAGUUGAAUCGCUGGCUUUAUAUCACAAAGUGAUUACGAUGGAUGAUUUUAUGGAUAACUUAGCACCUAAUAUAUGGCAACCACAAAGAAGAAUAUCUUUCUGUUAUGUCCAGAGAAGUGGUGAAGAACAAAAUAGUUGUAAUGCAAAAUCAGGAAACCCUUUUGGUCCUUUUUGGGAUACUUUUGAUAUAGAGUUUGUAGGUUCAGAAUUUUAUGGACCAUUAAAUUAUGAUGCUCAUAACAAAGCAAUGAUGGAUAAAUGGAAUCAAAAAUAUCCUUCAACAGAAUGGCCUGUUUUAGCUUUUACAGGUGCUCCAGCCAGCUUCCCAGUUCAAGAGGAAAAUGUCCACCUACAUAAAUAUUUAAAAUGGAAUCAAAACAUAGUGAAUAAGUCAAAAUCUUUUAUAAGAAAUAAUAUGAGUGGUGGAGGUUUCAUAGGUUUACAUUUGAGGAAUGGUCAGGAUUGGAUAAGAGCAUGCCAACAUGUUAAGGAUAGUCCAAGAUUGUUUGCAGCACCACAAUGUGUGGGUUAUAAAAACGAAAGAGGUUUAUUAACACAAUCAAUGUGUUUCCCAGAAAAAUCAGAUAUCAUAAAACAAGUGAAACGAGCAUUGAAAAAGUUAAAUGACAUAAAAUACAUUUUCGUAGCUUCAGAUUCAAACCACUUACUUGAUGAUUUUAAAUUAGCUUUACGACAGUUUGAUGUUAGUAUUGUAAAACUACAACAAUCAAACCCACAUUUAGAUUUAGCUAUUUUAGGCCAAUCUAACUAUUUUAUUGGCAAUUGUGUGUCCUCAUAUUCUGCAUUUGUGAAGAGAGAAAGAGAUGUCAAAGGCUUACCUUCGGAGUUUUGGUCAUUCCCAAGUCCAAAAAAGGUUAAACAUGAAGAAUUAUAACAUUUA